AUGUUUAAACAAAAGAAAGAUAUUUUUUUCUUUUCCAAUUUUCUAUACAAAAAUUUCUUUAAAUUACGACAAGAUUCUAAAAGUAUUUUUGAGCAAAGUCGUCCGUAUGAUACAAAAAAGAAUUGUUGGGUUCCUGAUCAAGAGGAAGGCUAUGUUGCAGCUGAGAUCACCUCCACAAAAGGAGAUCAAGUUACUGUAAAAAUAGCAUCUGGGGAAAAAACGGUCAAAAAAGAAUUAAUUCAAGAAAUGAAUCCACCAAAAUUUGAGAAAACUGAAGAUAUGUCGAAUUUAACUUUUUUGAAUGACGCUUCUGUUUUGUAUAAUUUAAGAGCUCGAUAUAAAGCCAUGCUUAUUUAUACAUAUUCUGGCCUCUUCUGUGUUGUCAUUAACCCUUACAAACGUCUACCAAUAUAUACAGAUUCUGUAGCCAGAUUUUACAUGGGAAAGCGUCGAACUGAAAUGCCUCCACAUUUAUUUGCUGUUUCCGACGAAGCAUAUCGAAAUAUGCUUCAAAAUAAAGAAAACCAAUCUAUGUUAAUUACUGGAGAAUCUGGUGCUGGAAAAACUGAAAAUACAAAAAAAGUAAUUGCCUAUUUUGCUUCUGUGGGUGCAAGCCAAGCAGAGGCGGCUAAAGAUAAACCAAAACAAAAAAUGGUUACUUUGGAAGACCAAAUUGUCCAAACAAAUCCUGUACUUGAAGCUUUUGGUAAUGCAAAAACUGUCAGAAAUAAUAAUUCAUCUAGAUUCGGAAAAUUUAUUAGAAUACAUUUUAAUAGAGCUGGAAGAGUUGCUUCUUGUGAUAUUGAACAUUAUCUUCUGGAAAAAUCUCGAGUAAUUCGUCAAGCUCCAGGCGAACGUUGUUAUCAUAUUUUUUACCAAAUUUGUUCUGGUUUCAAGCCUGAUCUAAUGAAAAAAUUAAAAUUAAAUAAGCCAUUAAAGGAAUAUUGGUUUGUUGCUCAGGCUGAAUUAACAAUUGAUGGAAUUGAUGAUAAGGAAGAAUUCAAAUUAACAGAUGAGGCUUUUGAUGUAUUAAAUUUCAGUGAAACAGAGAAAAACGAUUGUUAUAAAAUGAUGGGAGGAAUAAUGCAUAUGGGAAAUAUGAAAUUUAAACAAAGACCUAGAGAAGAACAGGCGGAACCAGAUGAAACGGAAGAGGCAAAUUAUGCUGCGGAAAAUUUUGGUAUCGAUAUGGAGCAACAAUUAACAGCUUUAACUAAACCUCGUGUACGUGUAGGGAGUGAAUGGGUUUCUAAAGGUCAAAAUCUUGAUCAAGUUAAUUGGGCAAUUGGUGCAAUGUCAAAAGCUUUAUAUGCCCGAGUAUUUGAAUGGCUAGUCAAAAAAUGUAAUUUAACAUUAGACCAAAAAGGACUUUCAAGAGAUUCUUUUAUUGGUGUUUUGGAUAUUGCGGGAUUUGAAAUUUUUGAUUUCAAUAGUUUUGAACAGCUUUGGAUUAAUUUUGUUAAUGAAAAAUUACAACAAUUUUUUAAUCAUCAUAUGUUCGUAUUAGAACAAGAAGAGUAUGCACGUGAAGGAAUUGCUUGGACAUUUAUAGAUUUUGGAUUAGAUUUACAAGCAUGUAUUGAAUUAAUUGAAAAACCUAUGGGAAUUAUUUCAAUGUUGGAUGAAGAAUGUAUUGUUCCAAAAGCAUCUGACCUUACUUAUGCACAAAAAUUGGGUGACCAACAUUUAGGCAAACAUCCCAAUUUUGAAAAACCAAAACCACCAAAAGGCAAACAAGGAGAAGCACAUUUUGCAAUGCGUCACUAUGCUGGGACAGUUCGUUAUAAUGUAACAAAUUGGUUAGAAAAGAAUAAAGAUCCAUUGAAUGAUACAUUAGUUUCUGUAAUGAAAAAUGCUAAAGGAAAUCAACUAAUUAUUGAUAUAUGGGCAGAUUAUCAAACACAGGAAGAAGCAGCUGAAGCUAAUAAAAAAGGUGGUGGAGGAAAGAAAAAAGGAAAAUCUGGAUCUUUUAUGACUGUUUCAAUGCUUUACAGAGAAUCUUUGAAUAAUUUAAUGAAUAUGUUACACAAAACACAUCCACAUUUUAUUCGUUGUAUUAUUCCUAAUGAAAAGAAACAAUCUGGAAUGAUUGAUGCUGCUCUUGUUUUAAAUCAGUUGACGUGUAAUGGUGUGCUAGAAGGAAUCCGAAUUUGUCGAAAAGGCUUUCCAAACAGAUUACCUCACAAUGACUUUAAAGUUCGCUACGGAAUUCUAGCUGCUGCAGAGGCGCGUUCCAGUACUGAUCCAAAAGUUUCUAGCGCUAAUAUUCUUGAAAAGCUAGUUAAUGCCAAAAGUCUUGAAGCAGAAAACUUUAAAGUUGGGCACACCAAAGUUUUUUUCAAAGCCGGAGUUUUGGCACAUAUUGAGGAAUUACGUGACAAAUGUAUGAAUGAUUUAAUGUGUAUGUUUCAAAGUGCCUGUAGAGCAUACCUUGCCAAGAUGGGGGCGGCUAGACGUCGAAAACAAUUGGACGCUUAUUCGAUUGUACAACGAAAUAUCCGUUCUUGGUGUGUUUUACGUACAUGGGAAUGGUAUUUAUUAUAUGGAAAAGUUAAACCUUUAUGUAAAGGAGAUAAACAUGCAGAAGAAUUAGAAAAAAUGGAGGCUGAUCUAAAAGCAUCGGAAGAAAUUUUAGCCAAACAAGAAGAACAACGAAAGGCAAUAGAGGCAGAACAUAAUCGUUUGGCAGAAGAACGUCGAAAAUUACAAGAACAAUUGGAAAUAGCUAGAAAAGGAGGAAGUGCUGUAGAAUCAGAAAUGGGGGCUUUGAAUGCACAGAAAACUGAAUUGGAACGUCGUUUGGAGGAUGCAAAAGAUAAACUUAAUGAACAACAACAAAAGUCGGAAGAUAAUCAACGAAGUUUAAAACGAGCAGAAAAAGAUAAGGAAUCACUUAAUGACCAAAUAGAAACAUUAAAUGAAACAUUAAAUAGAGUAGAAGAAGAAAAACGUAAAACAGAAGAAAGAAUUCGUGAAAGACAUGAAGCUAUUGCCCAACAAGAUGAAGCUAUUGCUGCUGCAAAUAAGGAAAGGAAAAAAGCAGAAGAAGAGAAUCGAAGACUUGCAGAAGAAUUACAUUCAGAAUCUGAGAAGGGAGGACAAUCAGUUAGAUCAAAAGCAAAACUUGAACGUUCAAUAGAAGAUAUUGAAGAUACUUUAGAUAGAGAGCGUAGACAUAGAAUAGAACAAGAAAAAAGUAAAAAGAAAGCAGAAUCAGAAUUACAUUUAGUACAGGAACAAUUGGAGGAAUUUAAAAGACAAAAAUCUGAAGCAGAAUCAAAACAACAAAUUGUUGAACAAAAUAUCGUGGAAUUAAAUAUAAAAUUGGAUGAACAAAAUACUUUAGUUAGUAAAUUACAACGUUAUUUGAAAGACCAAUCUACACGACUUGUUGAAUUAGAAGAAGAAUUGGAACAAGAAAGGGUUAAUCGUUCAAGAAGUGAUAAAAAUCGAGGGACAGUUCAAACACAUUUAGAUGAAUUGAGUGAUUUAAUUGAUGAAGAAGCUGGAAAAGCUGCAGCACAGGCAGAAUUAGCUAAGAAAAAGGAUUUGGAAUUAAUCAGAUUAAGACAAGAAUUGGAAGAAAUAAAUCAACAAAGUGAACAACAAUUAUCUUUAAUUAGAAAAAGAAAUAAUGAUGAAAUUAGUGAAGCAACUGAAAGACUUGAAAAUUUACAAAAUGCUAGAGGAAAAACAGAAAAGGAUAAAGAAACGCUUAGAAGACAAAUUGAGGAUAUUCAAUCACAACAACAAGAUGAACAAAGGCAAAGGAAUGAAUAUGAAAGGCAAUCUAAAAAUUUAGAAUCACAAGUACAUGAAUUACAAACAAGAUAUGAAGAGCAACAUAGACUUAUUCAAGAAUUACAAGCAGUUAAACAACGAUUACAAACUGAAAGUUCUGAUCAAGAACAACAAUUAGAGGAAAGCGAAACACAUUUAGGGCAAAUAGGGAAAUUAAAAGCACAAGCAUUAGCUCAAUUGGAAGAAGCUAAAAGAUCAUUAGAAGAAGAACAUCAAGAAAGAAUGGAAGCUAGUGCUCAAUUAAAAGGUUUAGAACACGAAAUUGAACAAAUAAGAGAGGCUAUAGACGAAGAAAUACAUAAUAGAGAAGAAACUUUGAAGCAUUUAAGUAAAGCUAAAGCUGAAACACAGCAAUGGAGAGGAAGAUUUGAAGGGGAAGGAUUAGUUGCUGCUGAUGAAUUGGAAGAGGAAAGACGUAGACGUUUAAAUCAAAAAUUGGAUUUGAGUGAUCAUUUGGGUGAAUUAAAUUCUAAAUUGGCUGCUGUUGAAAAAACUAAUGCAAAAUUGUUGACUGAUGCAGAAGAAGCUAGGGCAGAAGCAGAACGUGCACAAACACAAAUAUUCCAAUGGCAAAAGAAACAAGAAGCACAUGAAUAUGUUAUUAAAGAUUGGCGUAGACAAUGUGAUGAAUUAAGUUUGCAAAUUGAAAGAACACAAGAAGAAUGUAGAAGGAGUGUUUCUGAUGUUUUUGCUUUACAAAGUGCUUCUACUUCUCUUUCUGAUCAGGCAGAUGAAUUACGCAGAGAAAAUAAAACUUUGUCGUUGUCAUUAAGAGAUCUGCAGGAUCAAUUGUCAAAUUGGCAUCGAAAUAUGCACGAUAUUCAAAAAAAGAUAAGACAAUUGGAAUUAGAAAAAGAAACAUUGCAACAUGCUUUAGAAGAAGCUGAAUCUGCACUUGAAUUGGAGGAAGGAAAAGUGCAAAGAUUGCAAACAGAAGUUUCUCAAAUCCGAACUGAAAUUGAUCGGCGUAUUCGUGAGAAGGAAGAAGAUUUUGAGAAUACAAUAAAGAAUCAUCAACGAGCUAUAGAAUCAAUCAGAACUUCAUUAGAAAAUGAACAACGAGCAAAACAACAAUUAAUACAAUCAAAAAAGAAAUUAGAAACUGACAUAAAUGAUUUAGAAUUAGCUUUAGAUAUGGCAAACAAAACAAAUGUUGAAGCACAAAAAAAUAUUAAAAAACAAAUUGCUCAAAUACAAGAAUUGCAAUUACAAGUUGAAGAAGAACAAAGAAAACGUGAGGAACAAAGAGAGAAUUUCUUAAUGAGUGAAAGAAAAUUAAAUAUAAUAGCUAGCGAAAGGGAUGAAUUAUUAAUUAGGAAAGAAGCUAUUGAUAGAGAAAAAUCUCGUAUUGAGGCAGAAGUACAAGAAGAACGUUCACGUAAAGGUGAAUAUCAGGUUGAAAAUGCACAAUUAAAUGCUGUUAAGAGACAAUUAGAUAAUGAUUUACAAAUUGUUAAGACAGAAUUAGACAAAACAUUAAAUGAAUUAAAAAUAGCAGAAGAAGUAUUCAAAAAAGUAAAUGCUGAUUUAACUCGACUUAAUGAAGAAUUAAAAAACGAGCAGCAUCAUCACGAUCAUUUAGAAAGACAAAAAAGAUUAUUAGAUUCUCAAUUAAAAGAAUUACAACUUCGUCUCGAUCAAGCAGAAGCUACAGUCCAACGUGUUGGUCAAAGGACUGUUGAUCAAUUACAACAAUUAAUUAUUGCUAGAAAUAAUGAAUUGGAUAGCGAACAAAAACGUCAUAAAGAAAUUAUUAGACAAUUAAAUAAAUCAGAACGCGAAGUUCGUGAGAAACAAUUUCAAGUUGAGGAACAACGUAAAUGUUGCUCUAAAAUGCAUGAAUUAAUUGAAAAACUUCAAGCAAAAAUUAGAGUUUACAAAAAACAAACAGAAGAGGCUGAAGAAGUAGCAGCAAUGAAUUUACAAAAAUUCCGACAAAUUCAGUCACAAUUAGAUGAAGCAGAGGAAAGAGCAGAUGAAGCAGAAAAUUCUUUGUUGCGUGUUCGUUCAAAAAUAAGAGUUAACGCAACACCAAAUGCUUUAAGUUCAAGUAGAUCUUCUGCUCAUUUACCUAGAGCUGCUAGUUCUGCUUAUAUAUCUUCUAAUAAUUUAGGAAAAUAA
Meloidogyne enterolobii is the source of this 5922-nucleotide messenger RNA. NCBI's taxonomy places the organism in Eukaryota, Metazoa, Nematoda, Chromadorea, Rhabditida, Meloidogynidae. The record is from the annotation of a GenBank genome assembly.